AUGGGUCAGUUACUGUCAGAGCCAAUCGUCGACAAGGCCUCCGAAAAGGGCUGUGACGAGCACUGGCUGAUCUACGGCACCUCCAGCAUGCAAGGCUGGCGAAUCUCGAUGGAGGACGCACACACAGCCGUGCUCGAUCUGAAAAGAGAAGACGGAAAACUGUCGCCCGACAAAAAAAUCAGCUUCUUUGCGGUCUAUGACGGCCACGGCGGUUCAAAAGCCGCUAUAUUUGCCGGACAGCAUCUCCAUAAUAUCGUCGCGCGCCAAGCGGCUUUCGAGAAAGGGGACUAUGAGCAGGCUCUCAAGGAUGGAUUUCUGAGCACCGAUAGAGCCAUCCUGCAAGACGUGAGCUUCGGAAACGAUCCGUCUGGUUGCACGGCAACGACCGCACUCGUCACAGAUUCCAAAAUUUUUGUCGCCAACGCUGGAGACUCGAGAACCGUGCUCGGAGUCAAGGGCCACGCCAAACCACUCUCUUACGACCACAAACCGCAGAAUGAAGGAGAGAAGGCUCGAAUAGUGGCCGCUGGUGGAUUCGUUGACGGCGGUCGAGUUAACGGAAACCUUGCGCUUUCGAGAGCCAUUGGUGACUUUGACUUUAAAAAGAGCCCCGAGCUUCCUCCUGAGGAGCAGGUCGUCACUGCCUUCCCCGAUGUGAUAGAGCAUGAUAUCAGUCCCGACGACGAGUUCAUCGUUCUCGCGUGCGACGGAAUCUGGGACUGUUUGACCUCACAACAAGUGGUUGAGUUUGUCCGGCGAGGGAUCGCCGAAAAACAGGAUCUGCAGCUAAUCUGCGAGAACCUGAUGGACAACUGUCUUGCCUCGAGCAGCGACGGCGCCGGAAUCGGAUGCGACAACAUGACGGUGACGAUCGUGGGCCUGUUGAACGGCAUGACGUCUGAGGAAUGGUACGAUCUGGUAGCGACACGAGUAGCCAACGGCGAAGGCGCGGUCGGCGACCCUGAACUUGGUAAGUCACGACUCUGA
Messenger RNA from Myxozyma melibiosi, 987 nucleotides. Its product is annotated as phosphatase 2C-domain-containing protein. Gene Ontology annotation, biological process: protein dephosphorylation. Bases 1 to 987 code for a protein of 328 amino acids. Gene Ontology annotation, molecular function: protein serine/threonine phosphatase activity; cation binding. The record is from RefSeq and is a predicted model, not a curated record. Lineage: Eukaryota; Fungi; Ascomycota; Lipomycetes; Lipomycetales; Lipomycetaceae. The transcript has 6 exons.